Molecule: messenger RNA, 776 nt
Organism: Rhodotorula graminis WP1
Lineage: Eukaryota; Fungi; Basidiomycota; Microbotryomycetes; Sporidiobolales; Sporidiobolaceae
Exons: 5
Coding region: 89-643 (184 amino acids)
Source: RefSeq, a predicted model, not a curated record
CGACCUCGAGCCAGCCUCGCGCGCCCCGUGCCGCCAGGCGCAGCGACCGUCUCGGCCCCCCUUGUCCCCUCCGCGUCGCCGCCGCGCCAUGCAGGAAAUCGACCGCAAACCCGCCACCACCACCGCCGUCGCCCCUCACCCUCCGCCCUUCUCGGGCCCUCCCGCGCCUUCGAGCACGUCAGCCGCGCUCGAUGCGACGUCGACCCUCUCGCUCAAGGCGGCCCCGGUCGAGACGGGCGGUGGACAAGGCGGCGCGGCCGAGCUCGAGCUGCUGCUCCUGUCGGGCAAGCGCAGGCGCGUCCAGGUGUCGAGGGCCGAGACGGUCGAGCAGCUCAUCGAGAGGGUGUGGAGCGACUGGCCGGCUGAGUGGCGUGCGUCGGAUCCGGCGCCGGCGAGCGCGAGCGACUUGAGACUGCUCCACCUCGGCCGCUUCCUCGAGCCCGAGUCGACCCUGUCCGCAGACGCCGGCCUCUUCUCACACGCGUUCGACCAGGACGACACGGCCAAAGACGCCCGCCCAACGGUCGUGCACCUCCAGAUCCGCACGCUGCGGCCGCCGGACGCCAAACCUGGAGGCAAGGUCAAGGCGGGCACGGCCGACGACGACGACGAGGCGUGCUGUGCGUGCUGCGUCGUCUCCUGAGUCCCUCUCUUUCCGUCCUUCCCCUCCCCUCGGCUCCCUCGCUUCUAUACCUCUCUCUCUCGUACGUCUCUGUGCAUGUCUGUAGCCGUGUCGCCGUCGUCUCUCUGCAGUAUGCCGUGCUGUUGUCCGAGCG